CUAAAUCCUAACCUCACUAUUGCGAAACAUGAAGAACGAGGUUUAAAUGGAGAUCACCAUUGUGCUUUUUAUGUGAUGUCAAAUAAAAAAAAAUGUAAUGUCACGUUCUAGAAUUUUGCAAUAUGGUAUUCCGUUUGUAAUCUUUAUUAUCGGUGGAUCGUUUGGCCUUCGAGAAUUUACGGAAAUACGUUAUAGAUAUAAACGUACAUCUCAAUAUAAUAUACACGACGAAUUGGAAAAAGACGGAUUUCAAAUAAAAUCACCAAAAGAAAUUACUUUGGAGAAAGAAUAUGAAAAGUUGGAGAAGAUUGAUCUUGACAACUGGAAGAAUAUUAGAAUACCACGGCCAUGGGAGGAACCAGAAGAUACAAAAAAUUGAGUAUAAAUAAAAAUGUUU
Molecule: messenger RNA, 397 nt
Organism: Trachymyrmex septentrionalis
Lineage: Eukaryota; Metazoa; Arthropoda; Insecta; Hymenoptera; Formicidae
Gene: l(3)neo43
Product: cytochrome c oxidase assembly protein COX16 homolog, mitochondrial
Exons: 3
Coding region: 98-379 (93 amino acids)
Biological process (GO): mitochondrial respiratory chain complex IV assembly
Cellular component (GO): mitochondrial inner membrane
Source: RefSeq, a predicted model, not a curated record